AUGCUCUUUAACGCUUUCACUUUCCUCGGCAUCGCGUCUGUCGCAAUUGCUCAUGGCAAUCAUGACCAAGAGCCGAUGGAAGGACCUCAUCAAUCCCUUUGGUACAACACGCUCCCUGGCGAUGGUGGUACUCAAGCCGACUCUGUCUUUUCAGGCAUCAGCACCUUUGGUCGACUUCCUUACCAACCUUGUCUAGGACACAACAGUAUCAAAUAUGACAUCGCUUUCAUUGGUGCACCAUUCGACACAGGUACUUCGUACAGACCCGGUGCUCGAUUCGGCCCUUCUGGCAUCCGACAGGGCUCUCGACGACUCAACCUCUACGGAGGCUACAAUGUACCACUAGCCACGAACCCUUUCAACAGUUGGGCAACUGUUCUAGACUGCGGUGAUAUCCCAGUCACUUCUUAUGAUAAUCAAUUCGCACUCCAGCAGAUCGAAGAAGGCCAUUACAGUAUCCUCUCACGACCACCAGUCACGGAUGCAGACAAGUUUGGUCCAGCAAGUAAAGGUCGAACUCUACCUCGAGUCAUCACUCUUGGUGGUGAUCACACUAUUACCUUGCCCCUGCUCCGAUCCAUCAACAGAGCGUAUGGACCUGUCACUGUUAUUCACUUUGACAGUCAUCUGGACACAUGGAGGCCCAAGGUCUUCGGUGGUUCGCCCUCAGAAGCCGCAAGUAUCAACCAUGGUACAUACUUCUACCACGCUGCCAUGGAAGGUCUGCUUGUGAAUGACACCAACAUUCACGCUGGUAUUCGUACCACUCUUAGCGGUCCUAGUGACUAUGACAACGAUGGUUACUGUGGCUUUGAGAUUGUCGAGGCACGAGAAAUCGAUACAAUCGGCACAACAGGCAUUAUUGAGAAGAUUCUGAAGCGUGUUGGAACUGAUCGCCCUGUCUAUCUGUCUAUUGACAUUGAUACUCUCGAUCCAGCGUUCGCUCCCGCUACUGGUACCCCCGAGACUGGUGGAUGGUCGACCAGAGAGCUCAGGACGAUCAUCCGAGGACUUGAGAGCCUGAACCUUAUCGCUGCAGACAUUGUUGAAGUUGCUCCUGCUUAUGACACUAACGCGGAGCAUACCACGAUGGCAGCCGCUGAUGUCCUUUAUGAAGUUAUGUCAAUCAUGGUCAAGAAGGGACCACUUAGCAGAAUGAUGGACAGCAAGAAAGAAGAGGAGCUGUGA
Messenger RNA from Fusarium venenatum, 1188 nucleotides. Its product is annotated as arginase family-domain-containing protein. Gene Ontology annotation, molecular function: agmatinase activity; metal ion binding. Lineage: Eukaryota; Fungi; Ascomycota; Sordariomycetes; Hypocreales; Nectriaceae. The record is from RefSeq and is a predicted model, not a curated record.